AUGUACUGGAAGGAUGAGCAGACCCUCAACUGCCCCGCCGUGGAGGAACUCAAAGCGGUCACAGAGACCAAAAGCUCAACACAAGAGCUUUUGGAGGAAGAAGUGUCAUGUUUAUCGUCCUCGUCCUCAUCUCCAACAGCUUCUUCACCACAUGCCAUGGCUGAGAAAACCAUCUGCACCAGUUGCGGAAUGCAAAUAGUAGACAAAUACCUGCUCAAGGUAAAUGAAAUGUGCUGGCACGUGCGCUGCCUCUCGUGCAGCGUGUGUCAGACGUCACUCGGUCGGCACAUCAGCUGCUACAUCAAAGAGAAAGAGAUUUUCUGCAAACUAGAUUAUUUCAGGAAAUACGGGACGCGCUGUGCUCACUGCGGCAGGAAUAUUCACUCAAACGACUGGGUUCGUCGAGCCAAAGGAAACACGUAUCACCUGGCGUGCUUUGCCUGCUUCUCGUGUAAACGCCAGCUCUCCACAGGAGAAGAAUUUGCUCUGGUGGAUGAGAGAGUGCUGUGUAGGGUGCACUACGAUCGCAUGCUGGAUAACCUGAAACGUGCCAUGGAGAAUGGAAAAGGAGUAAACGUGGAAGGUGCAGUGCCCUCAGAACAAGAAGUAAACCAACCCAAACCAGCCAAAAGGGCACGGACGAGUUUCACGGCUGACCAGCUACAGGUGAUGCAGGCUCAGUUUGCUCAGGACAACAAUCCAGACGCACAGACCCUACAGAAGCUCGCUGAAAGGACUGGGCUCAGCCGCAGGGUGAUUCAGGUUUGGUUCCAGAACUGUCGGGCUCGUCAUAAGAAGCAUGUGAGUCCCAACCACACGUCCACGGCACCGUUAUCCUCUCUGCAGCCCGGCCGACUCUCCCCGCCGCUGAUGGAGGAGCUGCAGUACACGGCGUUCACUCCAAUGGACACGCCCCUGCUCACCACUCUGCACUCGUACAUGGAUGUUCAGUCUCCAUCCUCGUUGGUGUUCCAGCCUCUCUUGCCUCAUACAAUGACACAGCUACCCAUCAGCCAUGCCUGAGAGAAACAGUCAGUGUACAGGAAAUCGUGAGGAACUUUUUCAUCUCUCUGUUGGGUCUUGCACGCACACCCACACCCAUGCUGGUCCUGAUGGGUGUUUACUGAAGGAUUGUUCGUUCUGCAGGGAUCUUGCGACGGUCCAAGAAAAAAGAGGUUCAGUGUAAUUGUGACUGGCUGAAGUUUUUGUUUAAUAUAUAUAAUAUCUAUAUAACGGUCGAAUACGUCAUGUUUAAUUUAUUUCUUGUAUGUGAC
Molecule: messenger RNA, 1274 nt
Organism: Trichomycterus rosablanca
Lineage: Eukaryota; Metazoa; Chordata; Actinopteri; Siluriformes; Trichomycteridae
Gene: lhx8a
Product: LIM homeobox 8a
Exons: 8
Coding region: 1-1023 (340 amino acids)
Biological process (GO): regulation of transcription by RNA polymerase II; forebrain neuron development; neuron differentiation
Cellular component (GO): nucleus
Molecular function (GO): RNA polymerase II transcription regulatory region sequence-specific DNA binding; DNA-binding transcription factor activity, RNA polymerase II-specific
Source: RefSeq, a predicted model, not a curated record